AUGCUAGUAUAUUUUAAGCAAUAUUAUUUAGGCUAUUGAUGCAAAACCAUUUUAUAGUGAAAAUUAAUUUACAGAAAAAAAUAUUGAUAGAGAAUUAAUAAAAUGUUAUGCAGGGUUUGAAAUAUCAUUAAGAAACUAGCCCAAUUAUUAUAUAUCUACAGGAAGAUGGGGUUGCGGAAUUUUUAGAGGCAAUCCUUACUUAAAGACAUUGAUUUAAUUUUUAAGUUUCGCUAUUGCAGUUAAUUAAGUAAAUCAAUAACAAUCAAAAAUAAUUUUCAAUUGCGUAAAUGACUAGUCUUUAUUUAAUUUUGGAGUUUAGUUAAAGAAAUUAUUAGGUCAAAAAGGAGUAUAGCUUAAUUUAAUAAAUCUCAAGAAAUCAAUAUUGUAUAUGUAAAAUGGAAUAAAUGAAUAAGCAUUUUAUAUUGAAGGAAAUAAUAUUAUAAGCUAGAUAUACACAAUUUUGACUCAGGACAUUUAAUAAAUAUAAAAAUUAAGAUUAGGAAAUGAUGAUGAUGUAAUUUAAGCCUAAGUUGAUUAAGAAAUUAAAUAAGUACUAGUAAAUGCUCCAAUUAUUGAAGAAAAUAAAGAAAUUAAGAUGUUGAAUAAUUAAGAAAAAAAAAAUAGAAAUUAUUAGGUAAUAGCCAUUAUUAUUGCUUUUGCUGUUGGAGUCUUUACUUACAAAAAAGUUUUUAAAUGA
Messenger RNA from Paramecium pentaurelia, 697 nucleotides. The record is from the annotation of a GenBank genome assembly. NCBI's taxonomy places the organism in Eukaryota, Ciliophora, Oligohymenophorea, Peniculida, Parameciidae.